This is a messenger RNA of Mizuhopecten yessoensis (Yesso scallop), 5950 nucleotides long. Its product is annotated as methyltransferase-like protein 24. The coding region runs from base 147 to 1181 and encodes 344 amino acids. The record is from RefSeq and is a predicted model, not a curated record. Lineage: Eukaryota; Metazoa; Mollusca; Bivalvia; Pectinida; Pectinidae. The transcript has 6 exons.
GUUUACAUUAUCAACACACACAUGGGACGGUGCUAAUAUAAUAAUUGCAUAUAAAGUUAUGUCGUGUGCUAGGCCUAUGUGGACGGUGUAAUAUAAUAGAAAAUGUAUUACACAAGACACUAACUAUCCCCGUAUGCUUGUGACAAAUGGCAGAUAUGAGACGCAGUACAAAACGCAUUGCCGUCGCGGUAUGUUUCAGCUUUUUUGUGGUCACCAUUUUGUUGAUAUACAACUGGAAGCCAGGACACCACCACAAGAACCCCUUUGAAAUUGACAUCUACGACGAUGGUGAUUACGAUGAAGAUGCGAAGGAUGCAAUUUUACGUCGACAUUUGAUUGACUACCCUCUCUUCAAUUUCAAAGUGCAGAAAGAAGUAAGGCGUCCUCCUGCCAUAGUGCCACAGAUACUGGUGAAAAAGGUCCAACCUAUCACCGUCACUCCGUCAAUGUCAGACGCUGAGGUGGAGAAUAACUUCUUCAGGUAUAUCGAGACAAAGGACGUGAUCUGUAAGAAUGACAAACGCCUGGGUUUCCAGCAUGAUGGAGGGUACAAUGUGUGUUUCGCUCCUCCCUUUGGCCUGAAGAAGCCUUGCAUAGUGUAUUCUUUUGGAAUUUAUGAUGACUGGAAUUUUGACGAUGCCGUAUCCAAGAUCUUCAAAUGCAAUGUGUUUUCCUUUGAUCCUUCGAUUUCCCAAUCAGACCACAACAGGAGUUCAUUGAUAAAGUUUCGGAAAAUUGGCAUUGGAACCAAAAAUGGCGUCAACAGAAAAGGCUGGACUUUAAAAACUCUUGGAUCGAUUUUACGACGUAACCAUCACGAAAAGACGGUCAUUGAUUACCUGAAGUUUGACAUCGAGUACGAUGAGUGGACUGUCCUGCAGGCGCUCCACGAGGAAGGAUCUCUGUGGAACGUUAAACAGAUAGGCUUUGAGAUCCACACAAACGAGCUGUUCCGCCAAAAAGAUCUUCCGUUACGUACAACCACCAAACACGACUACAUACGAAUGUACAAGAUCCUUCAGACUCUGGACAGGAUGAACUUUAAGCAGUUUAACUACAGACUUAAUCCCUUCGGAAUGUUCAAAUCCAAGGUCACAAAUAUUACAAGGUCGUGUUGUUACGAUAUCCAUUUCAUGAAUAUGAACUUUGUGAAAAAGAAUUAUACUAUUGUUGAAAGCUGAUAUUUUUAAGCGGCAGUAGUCGGGUUUUUUCCAUUUUUUUAUUCCAAGACACUUUCACCAGUUUACUCGGUUUUAUAUGUAAUCAAUGUGUUCUGCAGGCAUUGUGGGUAUUUUUUAAAGGGUACCGCUAUGCUAGUGUCAUUCUGUGAUUGUGUGAUGAGAGAUUGUGUAACUGUUACUUACAUACAAUGGAGAUAUCAUAAUCAGGGUUGUGAGGAAAUGUUUAAGCUUGUGUGGAAAAUGGCAUUUAUUUUCUGGGUUAUGUUUUAUAAUGGUUUGUUAGAAAAUGUUAGGCACCUUGUAUAAAUUCAAUCAGUUUUUCAAUGAAUAAUUAUUGUUGGCAAUUGAUCUUUAAAAAAAGAUUCACUUCAGAUUACAUUCACGAUAAGACUUGAUAAAGAAGUGUUUCAGAUCCUUGCCUUUAUUGUGCGUGUUUACUAAAUGAGCUACCUUAUAGACUUACAGUAUAAAAGUUUAUUUGUUUUACAACAGUUAUAAAACCUGUUAUUUCAACUUGUAUUAAUCACUCUUGUUGGUCUGGAUUUUAGGGUGCGUGGAGGGUCUUAAUGUGGGAGGAAACUUGAGUGUUAAGAGAAAAUCCAUGAAGUCGGGCAGCUGACCUCAUAUCUUUUCACAUCUGAUCGGGGAACUAACUAUUGGUACUCUUUCACUGUAUGAUAACUCCUUAAUACUAACCUGUAAUAUUGGAAGUAAUACUUUGGUCAUGCUUGAUCCACAAUAUUUUUAGAUUGUGUUUACUUUAUCAAUUUUUAUUCACCUACAAUUUUCACGCAAUUCAGGCUUUACCAAAACAAUUAAAAUACAAUACCCAACAACAUGUACAAGCAUAGAACACUAGAUCAGUCCUACACAUUUAUUUCGUUAGGUUAGUAGUGUUAACUGUAUACAGUACCUAGAACUUUUUUUUCAGUAUGGUUAUAUUCAUCAGUAUAUAAUACAUGUACUGUGUAGUUAAUAUCUAAAACCUUGUACAAUCAAAAAGUUCUUUAUCUCAAGAUGUAUAUGGGUUUUUUAGUGUGUUCUAUGUGGCAUAGGUGCAUUAGGUUUAAGUAUAGGCAAAUGCCUAUGUCAAAGGACUAGGGGGGUUUAGGGUCUUUUUCGGCCUCAUCAGGGAUUUAGAACUAGUUGUUAUAUUCGUAAUCUGGAAUAAAUGAAGUACGCAAAUAUGAAAUUUCAAAUUCAUUCGACAACUGGUUUAAGAGAUGUUGCAUAUAUAACAAAGAUAGACAUAAACCUGCAUUUUCUUAUUGGAUAUCACCUGUUAUGCGCUAUUUGGUUGAUAAUAGGCCAUUUUGAAGGAAAUUAACUAAACACUCUUCAAUUUUUGAAAGCCUCCGCAUGCAACAAACAAAAAAUAUUUCACAUACUUGGACAUGAUCAUACCCGUGUUCAUUCGCAGAAAGGAAUUUUUGUUUGUCACUUGUGGAGGCUUUCAUUUCUGCAUGCUUACUGUCCAAAAACACCAUCUUUUGGCUAUUUCUGCAUAGCAACCCAAUUUCGUUUAUUGGCCGCAAAGUCAUAAAUUGCUUGACAGGGGAAGUUACUCUAAACCAGAAAAAACUACUUUUGGUUGCUUCACCUUUUAUAUAGAAGUAAUGGAACUCUUCUAUGUGAUUAUAACUGCAGAUGCUGUGGUACACUUUACCUUAAAUAAGGUCCAUUAUUACCCUUUAGUAAAACAAUAUAUUUCGAUCACUUGAGUCGUCGGCACAAGCCAGUGCCUAUACUCGUUUUACACUCGACCUUAGUUCUAUUGGUUUGUAUCUGGUGCUAGUGUCUAGUGUAAGAACAUUAAACCUAAAUAACUGGUGCCAAAGACUCCACAGACAUGUGUACUGGCACAUCACAUCUUGAUUUCUGAUAUGGUAAUUAGAUACCUCAAUGGUUGUAAAAAAAGUUGUUCAUAUGUAUGCAGCACUUUGCUUAUACAUAUAAAUAUUACCUACACUAGAAAGUGAUGACAAAACAUAUCAUUUAAAAAGCUGAAGAGUUGGCAUAUCAAAUGCUUGAUCAAAGCUUCCCGGAAUAUUCCUAUAAGGCUGGUUAAAUUUGACAGAGUUGAACUUUCGCCGUCACAGAAUGGGCUAUCCAUAUCGAGGCAAUUGCCACCUAGCCAAAUAUGUGUUUUUCGGAACAAUUGCAAUAUCUCACACAACACUCACACUUUGUUAGCCUUUUAUUGUAUAGUAUAAAGUAUUUUCCUAGCGUAAUAUAGUAAAUCUUUCGGGGUACAUUUUAACUAUAGUUUUCUCUGCCCCUUACUGCAGGUGAACUUACUGAAGUACAACGGACAACAAUUCUUUUAAGUAAGGGAUGUAUUAUGUAUUAGAAUAAUAAAUAAUUUUAGUUGGUAGAUGAACUGGUUAAACUUUAUACUAAAGUGGUUAACCUGUGUAAUUUUAGUUCAGUGGAAUCUCUACGAGAUAAAUCAUCUGGAUGCUUAACAGCUGUUCAACGUCCUGUUGAUGAAUCACCAUGCAAUUGGAAACAUGUAGAUCUCAUCAAAGUUAUUGAACCGUUCUUGAGGUGUUGAGAUUCCUUCAUCCUUCCGUUUGGUUCGUUAGUAAGGAACUCUAUGGAGUCCAUUUUAUGAGAAUAAUAUCACAUUUUCCUACAUCAGGAGUGUUGGAUUUCCCCCACGCUUUAUUCUUUUACUACUUUGGUGAUUGUGAAGCGGUUCAUGAUUUAUCGCAUAUUUUCAAUCUGUUUUAUCAAUGUUGAAAACUGAAGAAUGGCCUAUUUAUUGUUAUGUAAUUAUGUAGAUUUAAAACUUACAUACAGAGGGAUAUCUGACAGAGUUACUUCCCUUCGUACAGUAAAGUUGAGUACAAUCAUUUUUAUAUAGAGGACAUAACAAGGAUGUCUUUUACAUUGCAUUGUGGGAUUGUUGAUCUACUUUGUUACCGAGAUUAUCUAUCAUAUUGAUUGAAGAUGGAAGUGGUAGGAAUUAUAAUUUUACUUCGUUUGAUUAUUUAAAAAUCAUAUGAAUUAAUUAUACUAAAGUAUUCAAAGAUGCAUAAUUUUGCUAUUUGACACGUUUAUAAAUUAUAUCUGGCAUUAUCUCAACAUAUUAACGAUGUUCAUAUCACAGUUAAUUUGUCAGUAUGUUAUGUGUGUAUGUAUCCUCAUCAUCAUAAGGUUGUGCUUUUGUUUGUUAAUAUUUGCUUGCAAAGUUGGUGUUAAUUGUAACAAAUAUAUAGCUACUUUGAACAAGAAAUAGAUCAUGUAUAAUUGCAUCUUCGCUAACCAAGGGUUAAGAUCCGGUACGAUAUACCUACUCUCAGGUACACGGGAUCGUACCAGAUCAUAACCCUUGGUUAGUGAAGAUGUUAUUAUUGUAUCCCCCUGUUCUUUUGUUAUCAGGCUAGGGGAGAUAACCCAUUUGUAACAACACCAACGUCAAAAUAACGUGUUUCACUCAGGUCCAUGAGAAUUGAAUUUGCAUGGACACAUCUUCCAAUAUUUUUGUGACUCAUUCCUAUUGUUUUACUUAGAAGCUUCUGAAAGGAUCAUGACAGUUUAUUGAUUUAUUGAUUUAUUUUACUUAAGGAUCCCCGUACCACUGCCAAAAACUGUUUUUGUAACUAAUUUCUGGACAUUGUUUUAUUCGACAUGACUAUAGCUUUGAUAAAUCAGGUCUGAAAAGUAAACCAGACCUUGUGGGACUUUUAUGGAAAGUGAUAAAGAUGAAAUAAACAAAAUGUUUUCAACAACAGUGUUCUGAGUGUAACAAAAUUCAGCGGGGCUAGUCUGGGAUUCUAAUCCUAGAACUUAUUGAGCUACCUAGGCCUUGUCAACUGAAGUAUCAUGGCUCAACUUAUGCUCAAAUGGAAUUAAGGGGAGGUUACUGUAUAUUUUGGGAAAAUACAGUGUAGUGGGACAAGGAUCCUUAAUGAUAAUGCAGGAAAUGUUUAGAAAUUACGGGAUGGUACCAUAAAACCUGGGGAGAACACCAAAUUCUUACUCCAUCACUUGAUCAUUUUACUGAACAAAUUUGUUGGUGUAUGAUACAAAUAUAACGGAGAAAAAAUAUUAUUGAAUGUGAAUAGUAUUGUUGGCUUAGUGUUAUGGGAGAUUGUAUGUAGAUCAUAUUGGAAUAGGUGCUAGGGUCAUGCAAUUUUCCAUUUGUCACACUACAAAAAGGCAGGCCAAUUUAUUGAAAUUGUCAUCACAGUAGCGAUAAAAAAAACCUGAUAACUCUCAGUAUUUCAAAAAGUGUCAAAGAUUUUGUUUUCCUUCACAAGAUUUGUGGAACAUUACCUUAAGGUGUUUUAUGUACAUGUUUUACCACAUAAAGGGCUAGCCAGGUCUCUUUUGCAAAUCUGAAUCAUUAUUACCACCUCUGGAGGCUUCCUACUAAAUUUGAUUGUAUAUGACUUUGUAAUUCUUGAGAAUAAGAUGUUAAAGGAAAAGUAUUCAGAUGGAUGGCAAUGGAGCACAAUAGCUAACUUGACAUAGCAGGCCAGCUGGAGAUUAACAGGUUUUUCUUCAAAUUCUUACUUUGAAUCCAUAUGCAUUUUGUUAAACUUUUUUUAUGAAACAGUUUUAUUUCAAUAUGUUACAAAAUGUAAAAGGUCCGUUUAAUUGUCACUUAAUUAAUUAGCUUAUCAGCUUCUGAAUGCCUGUGCCCUACUAUUGUGCAUUAGGCGAGGAAUUCUUAUUACAGGAAUAAUUGUUAUCGUAAAUAUUAUUACAUUUUUUGUUAAUACCAUAUCAUUACACAUUUUUAUAAUAAAAUCAUUAUACCA